Agrilus planipennis (emerald ash borer) is the source of this 790-nucleotide messenger RNA. RefSeq lists its product as uncharacterized. The record is from RefSeq and is a predicted model, not a curated record. The coding region runs from base 309 to 761 and encodes 150 amino acids. Lineage: Eukaryota; Metazoa; Arthropoda; Insecta; Coleoptera; Buprestidae. The transcript is spliced from 2 exons.
UAAAUAAAUAGCGAUAUAUCAGAAAUAUGUAAUAUUUUAUAAAUCUAAAAGCGUUAUAAGUAAUUAUAGUGAUUCAUGACAAACGUUUUACACCACAGUAACUUCCUUGGGUACAUAUUUUUUUCCGUAAUUACAUAUGAGGUGCUAGACCUUUGAUCUGACAUUUAAUUGAUUGUUUUCAACUGUCAAGAAAAGAAAAAUGGUUUAUUUCGUUACCAUGGCAGAUAUCGAUUAUUACAAAUAACAUUUAAGUACCGAAGUGCCUGUCAGUACCCCUUACGUACAAAGUUUAGUGUUUAGCAAAAGAUAUGUCCGAUUUCAAACAGGAACGCGUAGAUGUGGAGUUCGACAAUUUCAUGUACAGGGUGCACGAAGUUAACAGCAUCGUUAAAAAACUUGCGUCCAAAGACAAAAUCCUGAAUCACAUGGGCACUUUGGAAGCCGACAAGUUCCUAAAGGACAGCGGAAAAAAAUUGCCAGAAGAUAUAAGCGAAGAUGAUAUACAGGUUCAAAUAAAAACCGACAAAUCCGUUAUUAAUCACGAAGCUUUCAGAAGGGAGGAUAAUCCGGAAACGAUGUCCCAGGAACAGUUUAUGAAACAAGUUGAAAAAGAUGCAAAUCAAAGGUUUCAAGAUAGACAGAUAAAGAAAGAGAAGUGUGAAACUUUAAAAACUCAAGCUGUUAAAGCGUUUCGACGGGGUGAAUUUGAAAAAGCUCUCAGCUGUUACAAUAAGGUCGACUUCAAAGAGUACAUCAUAUAAUAUAGGGUUGUUCGGAAAGUCAUUUCGUU